Messenger RNA from Folsomia candida, 1422 nucleotides. Its product is annotated as malonyl CoA-acyl carrier protein transacylase-like. Gene Ontology annotation, molecular function: fatty acid synthase activity. The record is from RefSeq and is a predicted model, not a curated record. The transcript is spliced from 3 exons. Gene Ontology annotation, biological process: fatty acid biosynthetic process. NCBI's taxonomy places the organism in Eukaryota, Metazoa, Arthropoda, Collembola, Entomobryomorpha, Isotomidae. Bases 11 to 1348 code for a protein of 445 amino acids.
AGCAUAUGGAAUGAUGGACUUUAUGUCGAAACCGUUCGUUGAUCCGGACACGGCGGGAUGGUCAAGAGUUAAAGAAUCCUUGGAAAAGGACAACGUCAAAUUGUUUCACGUGUCCGCCUCUGACAAGCCAGAACUGAUCAAGUACUUAGAUAACGCGCCAAAUUUUGAAUCUGUCCCUCACCCCGGGAAAUUUAGAACAGCUGCCCUCUAUCGGAAUAAGACGGAUUUAUUCGCCACCAUUGAAGAAAUCGUUCAAAUAGCUGAUUCCUUGCAACCAAUUCCCGCCAGCAAGCCGAAGCUAUGUUUCCUCAUCACGUGUCAGGGGACGCAUUAUCCCGCCAUGGGAAAGCAGCUGUACGCUGAGAGUCCCGUUUUUCGGAAGCAUUUCGACUUUUGUGCGGUCCACGUCUUGAAAGAGUACGACAUCGAUGUGAAGUCGUUUUUGGAGUGGGACGUCGUUCCUGGCGUGGUUCCGGAGUGGAUGGAAUCGCCGAUAAAGUUCCUCCCGUAUUUGUUAGCAUUGGAAUAUGCGUUGUUCAAGCAGUGGGAGGAGUGGGGAAUAAAGCCGGAUUAUGUGCUAGGGUUGAGUUUUGGGGAAUAUGGGGCGGCCGUUUUUGCAGGAAUGAUCACGAUCGAGGAGGCCUUUAAGUUGAUCAUGACGAGGAUAAUUUUGAUGACGGAGAACAUAAAGGAGGAAGCGUUUUGCGUGUCGCAAAUGGGGAUGACCAAAUACGCGGAAAUUUUGGCGGAAGCUAAGACCGCGGUGGGAAUGGAGGAAAUGUGGUUGGACGUGUCGGCUAUUAAUUCCCCUGUUCAAACUUGCGUAGUCGGACAUUUGAAAUAUGUCAACCAAUUUGCAGCGACUUGCAAGAAACACUGGAUAAAAACCUUGAUAAAGGAGUACCAUCCUUACCACUCUUCCCUUACAAAACCCAUCCUCCCGGAAUUUCUUAAAACAACCUCCUCAAUCCGUUAUGUUCCCGGCACAGCGAAAUUCAUCUCCACAGUGGACGGGAAACUGUGGGAAACUUUGGACCCAAACUACUUUUUGGAUCAUCUGACCGGGCCAGUCAUGUCUAUUGGCGCCGUGGAGACGGCCCUGGCCGAGGGCGUGACCCACUUCGUCGAGGUCGGCCCGCACCCAAUAAUCAUCCAGAUGGUGAAGGACAUCCUGCAAAAUAAUGACCCCCAUGCCGAAAAUAAGUACACCUUCGUGACCUCCAUGACGAGAAAGGAGGACGAUCGGCUCGCCCUUUUGAACAGUGUGGGUAGACUGUACACGGCAGGGUAUGACGUAAAUUGGGAGAAUGUGGACAAGUUUCAAGGUCAAGGUGGAGGUCAGCUUUAAGUUGGGGUGGAAUUGAAUUUCAAUUAUUUAAAAACCAAAUUAUGUUUCGGCAAUAAAAUAUUUUUGAUUUUGAA